This is a messenger RNA of Dacryopinax primogenitus, 657 nucleotides long. RefSeq lists its product as uncharacterized. Gene Ontology annotation, biological process: electron transport chain. The transcript is spliced from 3 exons. NCBI's taxonomy places the organism in Eukaryota, Fungi, Basidiomycota, Dacrymycetes, Dacrymycetales, Dacrymycetaceae. The coding region runs from base 46 to 582 and encodes 178 amino acids. The record is from RefSeq and is a predicted model, not a curated record.
CCAUCUCCUGGGCGUUCCCAGCUUGUCCAACACCUCAUUUCGACAAUGCUGCCCACUGUCGCACGUCCGCUCAUACGACGAACCAUUCCUUCUCUGGCCGCUGCAGCUGGAGCUGUACGACACGAGUCUAACUCGGUCGUCCAGAAGACCGAGGCUAUCAAGGAGCAUUCGGAGCAUGUCAAGGAUGCGAUAUUCAAGAACGCUGAUCGGGAGGUGACCACAGCAGAGGUCAUUAGUGGGGCUCCGCCGGAGCUACAAUACCGUUCAGUCCGUAUCUUCAAGCCCACGAGGAACACGAUGCAGUCCGCGGCCUCGGGAAGCUCUAAAUGGCGUAUCGACUGGGACACUCUACCCGCAGGAGGCAGAUGGGAGAAUAGGUUGAUGGGAUGGGCAAGUUCGGCGGACUAUAUGCAGGGAACGAGGCUCAGCUUUAGGACGAAGGAGGAGGCAAUCCAUUUUGUUGAGAAGCAGGGAUGGGACUAUUUCGUGCAGGAGGAACACGUCAAACGUAUCCCUCCGAAGGCAUACGCGGAGAACUUUGUGCAUAUCCCAGGCAAGCUCCGGAUCGCGAGGACGAAAUAGUUGGUUAUAUGCGGUUGACCAUAUCCCGAAGUUGAGCAAAAACAUUGUAGAAAUAAUACCAUAUUGUUAAAUCCG